Messenger RNA from Callithrix jacchus (white-tufted-ear marmoset), 2190 nucleotides. The record is from RefSeq and is a predicted model, not a curated record. Lineage: Eukaryota; Metazoa; Chordata; Mammalia; Primates; Cebidae.
GCGCAUUGGGCCGCGAUGCAGCAGCAGCAGCAGGAGUCGCCCGGGGGCGGCAGCGGCAGAAGCUGCAGUCGCCGCCACAGAGGAAGAAGCCCACCCAACCGCCACCGCGUCCAGACCCCCGAGCUUGGUUCCCCGCGCCCUGAUCCCGGCGCCCCGACCCCCACGCCCGCCUCCGCCAACUUUGACGCUGCCUCGGCAGCCCGGCCCGGCUCCAUGCCAAUGGUGGAGGCCAUAGUGGAGUUUGACUACCAGGCCCAGCACGACGAUGAGCUGACAAUCAGCUUGGAUGGCAUCAUCACCAACAUCAGGAAGGAGGAUGGAGGCUGGUGGGAGGGACAGAUCAACGGCUGGAGAGGUUUGUUGUCUGACAACUUUGUAAGAGAAAUAAAGAAAGAGAUGAAGAAAGACCCUCUCGCCAAUAAAGCUCCAGAAAAGCCCAUGCAUGAAGUGCCCAGUGGAAACUCUUUGCUGUCUUCUGAGACGAUUUUAAGAACCAAUAAGAGAGGCGAGCGACUGAGGCGCCAGUGUCAGGUAGCAUUCAGCUACCUGCCCCAGAAUGAUGAUGAACUUGAGCUGAAAAUUGGCGACAUCGAAGAGGUGGUAGGAGAGGUAGAGGAAGGAUGGUGGGAAGGUGUUCUCAACGGGAAGACUGGAAUGUUUCCUUCCAACUUCAUCAAGGAGUUGUCAGGGGAGUCGGAUGAGCUUGGCAUUUCCCAGGAUGAGCAGCUGUCCAAGUCAAGUUUAAGGGAAACCACAGGCUCCGAGAGUGAUGGGGGUGACUCAAGCAGCACCAGGUCUGAAGGUGCCAAUGGGACAGUGGCAACUGCAGCAAUCCAGCCCAAGAAAGUUAAAGGAGUGGGCUUUGGAGAUUUCAAAGACAAGCCAAUCAAACUAAGACCAAGAUCAAUUGAAGUAGAAAAUGACUUUCUGCCAGUGGAAAAGACUAUUGGGAAGAAGCUACCUGCAAAAGCAACUCCAGACUCAUCAAAAACAGAAAUGGACAGCAGGACAAAGAGCAAGGAUUACUGCAAAGUAAUAUUUCCAUAUGAGGCACAGAAUGAUGAAUUGACAAUCAAAGAAGGAGAUAUAGUCAUUCUCAUCAAUAGGGACUGCAUUGACAUAGGGUGGUGGGAAGGAGAGCUGAACGGCAGACGAGGCAUGUUCCCUGAUAACUUUGUGAAGUUACUUCCACCGGACUUUGAAAAGGAGGGGAAUAGACCCAAGAAGCCACCACCUCCAUCCGCUCCUGUCAUCAAACAAGGGGCAGGUACCACUGAGAGAAAACAUGAACUUAAAAAGAUACCUCCUGAAAGACCAGAAAUGCUUCCCAACAGAACAGAAGAAAAAGAAAGACCAGAGAGAGAGAGAGAGCCAAAACUGGAUUUACAGAAGUCCUCCGUUCCUGACAUACCGUCAAAAAAGCCUUGGCCACCUAAGACCAAUUCUCUCAGCAGACCUGGUGCACUGCCCCCAAGAAGGCCAGAGCGACCGGUGGGUCCACUGACACACACCAGGGGUGACCGUCCAAAGAUUGACUUGGUGGGCAGUUCGCUUUCUGGCAUCCUGGACAAAGAUCUCUCGGACCUCAGCAAUGACAUCGACCUAGAAGGUUUUGACUCCGUGAUGUCAUCUACUGAGAAACUCAGUCAUCCGACCACAAGAAGACCAAAAGCUAUGGGGAGGCGGCCUCCAUCCCAGUCCCUCACAUCUGUGUCGGACAACAAAGCAUCCCUGCCACCCACUCCGGGGACCAUGGCAGCAGGUGGUGGUGGGCCAGCCCUUUUGUCCUCAGCAGCACCCUCCCCCCUGUCAUCCUCUUUGGGAACAGCUGGACACAGAGCCAACUCCCCAUCUCUGUUCAGCACGGAAGGAAAACCAAAGAUGGAGCCUGCGGCCAGCAGCCAGGCAGCUGUGGAGGAGCUAAGGACACAGGUCCGCCAGCUAAGGAGCAUCAUCGAGAACAUGAAGGACCAGCAGAAACAAGAGAUUAAACAGUUAUUGUCUGAGUUGGAUGAAGAGAAGAAUAUCUGGCUUCGGUUGCAGAUAGAAGUGAAUGACAUAAAGAAAGCUCUACAAUCAAAAUGAGUACUUGAUCAAUGAAAUGUCACAUUAUUCAUCCUGAGUCUGAGACUCAAAUUUUCUGCCCCAGCCAAAAUAAUAUUGUGCCAAAAGAUUAAAGGUUUGCCUCAA